CGCAGAGAGGUGGGUGACUGGCCGUGGAUGGCGUUGAGUGUCCGACGCAACCAGACGUUGGUAUCCAUUUUCAAGGUGGCGGAGUCGCUUCCCCAACCCCUCUUCUCUGCUUGGCUUCCAACUUCCUUACUUCUUAGACCGCAGCCCCGCGAUUUGGAUUUCUUGGCGUGAAGGAAAAGCCUGUUUGUUACGGCGUCCAAGUGUCCCCCACCUGGCGGGGUCAGGGUCUGGUUUCGCUCUUUGCUAUCUGCCGCCUCCUCCCUUGGGAGGCUGGUUUGAGCACACCCUCACGUCUGUCCUGCGCUUAUCAAGUGAAGCCAGAGGCUUUGGAUCACGAACCCCCCUGUGACUAAUCCUUACCGAAGGUCGUUAGGACUUACGUCAACUGCUUCGUGACCCGCAUAGUUAGGAGCAGGCCUCUUUGACAUUGUCAACGAUUAUGCCCUCACCUCCAUUCAUCUUUUGCUGUUCUCGGUUGAACUCGCAGGCGUUAAACGAACCACCAACAUGAAACUCCCAUUGCCCUAAAAACCAGAGCGAACCCGUCCUGCAGCCACGAGUGGGUGGAGAAAACCCCAGAAUUCGAAGUACAGCGUCUUGUGCCGGAACGAACACUCGUGUAGAUUUCUAAUGCUUUUUAUUUUAACCUUUACAGAGAGAAGAUUAUAAAUGCCAGGACCAUGUAAGUGGUGGUUAAAUACCUUAAAUUCCUUCUUGCACCAACAUCGUCCCUGGAAGAGUUCAGGAACAGUAGCAGAGAGGAGAGACUGCACCCGCGGGUGCCAUGGCUAUACCCAUCACGGUGCUGGACUGUGAUCUCUUGCUGUAUGGCCGAGGUCACCGGACACUGGACCGCUUUAAGCUGGAUGAUGUGACCGAUGAGCACCUGAUGUCCAUGUAUGGGUUUCCUCGGCAGUUCAUUUAUUACUUAGUGGAGCUCCUAGGAACCAGUCUUUCUAGACCUACUCAGCGAUCCAGGGCUAUUAGCCCAGAGACACAGAUCCUCGCGGCCUUGGGCUUUUACACCUCGGGCUCCUUCCAGACCCGCCUGGGAGAUGCUAUUGGAAUCAGCCAGGCCUCCAUGAGUCGCUGCGUUGCCAAUGUCACCGAAGCGCUGGUGGAAAGGGCCUCCCAGUUCAUUCGCUUUCCGGCCGACGAAGCCUCCACACAAGCUCUGAAGGAUGAAUUCUACGGGCUCGCAGGGAUGCCGGGGGUCAUAGGGGUGGUUGACUGCCUGCAUGUGGCAAUCAAGGCACCCAAUGCCGAAGACCUCUCCUACGUGAACCGCAAGGGGCUGCAUUCCUUAAACUGCCUGAUGGUGUGUGACAUCCGAGGGGCCCUGAUGACCGUGGAGACAAACUGGCCGGGCAGCCUACGGGACUCCGCCGUGCUGCAGCAGUCCGCUCUCAGUCGGCACUUGGAAGCCGGGUUGCACAAAGGUAGCUGGCUCCUUGGUGACAGCUCCUUCUUUCUCCGCACUUGGCUCAUGACCCCGCUUCACAUUCCUGAAACUCCAGCUGAAUAUCGCUACAACAUGGCCCAUUCCGCAACGCACAGUGUUAUCGAGAAGACGUUCCGAACCCUCUGCUCCCGAUUCCGCUGCCUGGACGGAUCCAAGGGGGCACUGCAGUACUCUCCAGAGAAGUCCAGUCAUAUCAUCCUGGCUUGCUGUGUCCUCCACAACAUCUCCCUGGAGCACGGGAUGGACAUUUGGUCCUCUCCAAUGACAGGACCCGUAGACCAGCCCCCUGAGGAAGAGUUUGAGCACAUGGAGUCCCUGGACUUAGAGGCUGACCGUAUCCGACAGGAGCUGAUGCUUGCUCAUUUUAGUUAAUGUGGUGGAAGGCAGAGUGGACAGUGAAAGAGAGACAGAGAGAGAAAGGUCUUCCUUUGCUGUUGGUUCACCCUCAAAUGGCCGCCGCAGCUGGCACGCUGUGGCCAGCGCACCGCACUGAUCCGAAGGCAGGAGCCAGGUACUUCUCCUGGUCUCCCAUGGGGUGCAGGACCCAAGCACUUGGGCCAUCCUCCACUGCACUCCCUGGCCACAGCAGAGAGCUGGACAGGAAGAGGGGCAACCAGGACAGAAUCCGGUGCCCCGACCGGGACUAGAACCCGGUGUGCCGGCGCCGAAGGCAGAGGAUUAACCUAUUGAGCCGCGGCGCCAGCCAGAAGGGCUAAUUUUGUGUGUGUGUGAUUGUAGAGCCUCAAGAUGUUCAUACAUUUCAGUCUACUAAUAGCUAUCACUGGAAAGCUAUCCUAUGUAAAUAAUUCCAAUGAAGGAAGAGCCUCAUUCAUAUUCUACUGCCAGAGGUUUCCUGCCCUCUGGGGUCUCUCCCAUUCCCUGGACUUCUACACUGCUAGACUGCUUCUACCUUUACCAUUCCCCCCGGAGUGUGAACAAUGACCCUGGAACACCAGCACGAUGAGAACAGGUUCAAAAGAACAGAAUAGAGUUGCGACAGCAAAAUCUCCACUGGCUCACCAUUUUGGCUGCUCGAGGCCUACGCCCUCUUCUUGGCCUUCCCACUGGACGCUGCCAGUGCUGCUGCAGAGCUCCCUCGCUAGGUUCAAACCUGAUUUCCACCAUCCAGAGUAUGGCAGAGCAGAGGCACAUUUCUCAGAGCCCAGAGCCAGGAUAAGCAACAGUCUUCGCCCCCAUCUCCUCUCUCCCAGCCCGUACGCCUCAGUCCUCUCUGACCUGUUUAGCCUUUCCACCUUCUUUCGAUGUGACUGAGUGCGACAGGGACCAUAGUUAGGGCGACCAACCCCCUGGUUUGCACAGAGCUGCCACAUGUUGGUCGUGAAAGUCCCAUAUCCUGGGAAAUCCCUGAGCCCUGGGCAAGCCAGGCCCAUUGGUCAUACUCCUUCGCAGGAAGCACUUCUUCAGUGAGGUGGCUCCUCUAGGAGAACGCCGCCAGAAUACAGUGACCAGCGGUCACCUCCACAGUGAGUGACCGACUCCACACCAGUGGGCAGGGCGGCAGCAGCACAGUCAAGGCGGCCUUUGCUUUUGCUUGCCUGGAUUCAUUUUCACACGUCUUCCUCCAGUGUGAGGAGAUGCCUGUGAGUCUGAGCGUUUCAACUCCUCACCUUUGUGAUCCAGUCUUCAGUCUAAAUGCAUAAGAAAGAGCAAUCGAUCGCUGUCACACUGAAUCUUAAAUUAAUUCCAAAAGGAAACAAUGUGUGGUGGUGGUGGUAGGGUGUUUGGCACAGUGGCCAAAACGUUGCUUGGGACACCCAUGUCCCAGUCAGAGUUUCUGGGUUUGAAUCAUAACUCUGCUGCUGAUUCCAGCACUCUGGGGGCAGUAACGAAUCCAGUGGUGGGGACCCCACUACCCAUGUGAGAGACCCAAAUGCAGUUCCUGCCUUCUGACUUUGACCUGGCCCAGGCCCGGUUGUUGAGGGCAUUUGGAGCGUGAACCAGUGAAUGAAUCUCUCCCUGUCUGUCCCUGUCUGUGUCUCUCUGCCUGUUAUAUAUAUACAUACUGAAUGUGAAAAAAACAAAACCAAAAAGAAUUCUUUAAAGGAAAUACAUCUGUAGAGAUAAACUACUGCCUGUAGAAUAAACCAUCUUUUCUACAGUCCGUCUUAUGGAGCAGUCUGGCUUCAGCUUCUCAAAUAUUUCCAUUUCUGGUGACAAUUUUUGAUGAAUAUUUGCAUCAUUCUCAAAUGUUUUUCUCACAAUAUAAGUCUCCAGCUUUUGAAAAACUGACAAUGUCUGGUAACCUUGAAAUUAGUUUCUUUAGCUUUUUUUUCUCCCCCCACUGCAGUCAAGGUUUCAAAAUAAUGUAAUUAUUUGGGUCAAGUUUCAGUGAGGGCUACGGCUCUAGACACUACUUGGCGCAAGCCUCUUCAAGAAGGAAGCUCCCGCAGCGCGUUCUGUUGUAGGAGUGUAAACUCAGCUCUGAGAAGCAGCAAGGGAACGCCCCCCCCCCCCCCCAUUCACGUAGCUCCAGGAAUGUAGCAGACUGCUGUUGUCACCUGGGAUCCAGUUGCCAUUGCCUUUUAGAGGGAAUAUGUCUGCCCAGGAUAAAGACUAGUUCCCAGUUUCUCUUGAAGUUAGGUGUGGCUUUGUGACUAAAUUGUAGACAGUGGAAUUUUCAGUGGGUGGAAAUGCCCUGUGCUGUUUUCAAGAUGUGUCCUCAUGGCUAGGAGACGUACUUCUCUCUUUGUACAAAGACGUACCUUUCUCUUUCGACAAAGACGUACUUUGUCAGCUUUGGUAGCUGGAAUGUGGAUGUGAUGGCUGGAGCUUGAGCAGUCGUCUUGGAUCUUAGGUGAAGACCACUUAUUGAAGAUGCAAAGCAACAAGACAGAAGAUGGCAGGUCCCUGACACUGACAGCCACAUCUUACACUGGACUGCGUAUUGCUGGAUUUCUUUUACAUGGCAGAGAACUAAACCUGUACCUUGGUUCAGUAUUCUUUUUGUUAGCUCAUGUGCAAUAAGACCUAAUCAUAAAUAAUGUUAUAACUGCCUGUCUCCAAGAGCAGUAAUACCUAUUACACAGGAAAUGUUUAGAAGCAACAAACAUAUUCAACAAUGGGGAGCAUAGUCAAUAUAUCCCCUCAAUGGAAUAUUGGGCAAUCGUUAAAAAUAACAACUGUUGAGGCAGGAGUGUGGCCCAAUAGUUAAGCUUCCAGUUGGAACACCUGUGCAGCAUAUGGGGUACCUGGAUUUAAUACCCAGCUCUGGCUCCUGUUUCCUGCUUCAUGGCUGAUUCGAACACCAGGAGGUAGCAGUGAUGGCUUAAAUAGUUGGGUCCUUGUUACCCACAUGGGAGACUGGGAUUGAGUUCCUGGCUCCUGGCUUCAUUGUGGACAUUUGGGGAGUUGAAGCAGUGGAUGGGAGCUCUCUGUCUCUCUUUGUGUAUCUCCAAAAAAACAACUACCAUGAUUAAGGACUUUAAUAGGGAUACAUUGUGAUACAACUACAUCAUCAAAUUAAAUUUUGUGAUUUAGAAGCAUAUUUUCAAGGUUUUUUAAAGACUUUCAUAAAUGUUGGUACAAUGUUUGUUCAUUUAAGGUAUUUUUUUUUUUCUGAAAGGGAACUCCCAACUGUUUAUCUAUUUCAUUUUAUUUGAAAGGCAGAGAGACAGAGAUUGUCCAUCUGCUGGUUCACUGCCCAAAUGUUUGCAACAGCCAGGCCUGGGCCAGGGUGAAGCCAGGAGCCAGGAAGUCCAUUCCCAUUUCCCACAUGGGUGGCAGGGGCCCAAGUACUUGAGCAUCAUCUGUGGCCUCCCAGGCUAUGUAUGCAUUAGCAGGAAGCUGGAUCCAAAGAUCAGGAACUGAGGUUUGAACCAGGUACUCACAAAUGGGAUGCCUGCAUCCCAAGUGAUAAUUUAACCACUGUACCCAACACCUCCACCUGUUUGUUCUUUUUAUUAUUAUUAUUAUUAUUAUUUGUUUAAAAGGCAAAGUUAGAGAGAGAGGAGAGAUUUUCCAUCUGCUGGUUUACUCCCCAAAUGGAUGCAACUACUAGGACUGGGUCAGUCUGUGUCCAGGAGCCAAGAACUCCAUCCAGCUCUCCCACGUGGUGGCAGGUACCCAAGUACUUAGGCUGUCACCCACUGCUUUCCCAGGUACAUUAACAGACGCUGAAUUGGAAACAGAGCAUGGGAUGCUGGCACAGCAGGAGGAAGCUUAAUCUGCUGCACCACGAAGCUACCCUCUUGUUUAUUCACUUUAGUAAGUUCCUUAAAACAGUGGUAGACAACAAAAGUCCCAUGUCUAAUCCACAUACAUGGUGAAUUGUGGAUUCUAGUCCUAUGCAGCAUCAUGUGUGUAAAUUAUUCCUUAAAUAUUUUCACUGACAUACAGGAGAUGAAAAAGAAUGAGCUGAACAAGGUAUGUUAAGAUGUGCUCUUUGCCUUCAUUGGAGCAUAAACUUUUGAAGGGCUAGCACUGUCUUAUUUCAUUUUCAUACCCAUCUUCUCUCCAAGUCUCCUCCUUAGGACGUAGGGGAGACUGGUUGCUCACUCUUGGAAAUGCACAUUCCAGUGACCUCUGUGAGUGACUGAAUUGUACCUAGCAUAUCCUUACUAAUUCAUAUUUGUGCCGCGUCUAUCCAUCUGUAUACCAAGAGACUUCAGAAGGAAGCCAUAGUGUGGUGAUGAACAUGGCAGCGCAUCUUAGCAGGUUCUGUACUCAGACUUUUGAUCAUGAUGUAAGCAGCACAUUCGUGGUCCUAGGCUUUUGUAAAAAUAAUAAAGUACACCGUAAACUGCGCCCUCCCCCCACCCAGAGGUCAGCAUGCGUGACCCUGGGUUUUCCCAGCUUCCGUUGGUUAACUUGUAGCAUUAGUAGGGAUUGUUUACUUUGUUUCUCAGUCUGGAUUCCCUCUGGUUCUGUUUCUGCCUCCCUCUUUGAUUCGCCUCGCUGUUUUGUGAGGAGACUACGGGUUAAAGAGGUUUAGGGAUUUGAUCAAUGGGGACAGUGUUGGGAGUCCAUAAGGAAGUCGCUGAACUAUAGUCAAGACAAGUGUUACUGCGUUAUGAUUUGAUCUUCAACACACGAAGAACUCCAGUUCUCUAAACGUAAACAGCCG
This is a messenger RNA of Oryctolagus cuniculus (rabbit), 6545 nucleotides long. NCBI's taxonomy places the organism in Eukaryota, Metazoa, Chordata, Mammalia, Lagomorpha, Leporidae. The record is from RefSeq and is a predicted model, not a curated record.